AUCUCCCACAAAGUUAAAAGGAUCAAGACUUCACUUUUUCUCCUUUAUUGCCUCAAAAAUCGUACUUUAUCACCGAGUUCUCUUGUUAAACGAACUUACUGCUGGAUUCCGUGGCACCAGAUUGCGCACAAUCAGUAAAAGUGAAACUAUCACCUUUGGUUUGUCUUUAACUUCCUACUCCUUCAGGGGAUAAACCAGAACCACGGUGUUCUGUUAGGUGCUGCUGCUGCUGCUGCUGUCUAACCAAGUCUGAGAAAGAUCUCGAUUGCAUCCCGUUCACUGAAAGAAUAAAAAAAUGGGGAGAAAUGACGUUAUUUGACCAUGUGCCCAAAAUCCUUAAUGAAUAACUUAGAACUAGGAGGAGGCAAACGCUGCCCCAGCUGUUUCCUGUUGAAAAUGUCUGUGUAAUGUAGAUAAAUGUGAGGGAUUUUCUCUCUAAAUCCGUCUCCUGUUCGCUAAAUCUCACUUCUCCAAAACGAGCCUGCGCAAUGGAACAAAGUGGGAAUAUUGAGAUGUGACAUUGCCCCGCAUCUCGUCCUCUUUCUUUGCCCCGAUUUCUUUUUUUUAAUGACUUCAAACAAGUUGCUCAUUUUCGCCGGGCUUCUUUGUCUUUUUGCGGAGAUCCGCGGUGAUGUCUAGCGCUGCUUCCUCCCGGUGGCAUUUAUGUGAUGUCCUCAAGGGUGCGAUGUGCUGUAUCUCCUGUAGCCACACCCUCUCACUACUGCUGUGCAUCCUCACCCUGACUCCGACGGCAACAGGGGCGGGUCCGGAGACCCUGUGCGGGGCGGAGCUGGUCGACACGCUGCAGUUUGUCUGUGGAGAGAGGGGCUUUUAUUUCAAUAAACCAACAGGCUAUGGGCCCAGCGCAAGGCGGUCGCAUGGCAUCGUGGACGAGUGCUGCUUCCAAAGCUGUGAGCUGCGGCGCCUGGAGAUGUACUGCGCACCCGCCAGGACUAGCAAGACAUCUCGUUCUCCUCGCGCACAGCGCCACACAGAUGUGCCAAGGACACCCAAGGUCAGCAACCCGGGCCAUCGAGUGGACAAGGGCACAGAGCGCAGGACGGCGCAGCAGCCAGACAAGACAAAAAACAAGAAGAGACCUUCAUCUGGACAUAGUCAUCCAUCCUUCAAGGAAGUCCAUCCGAAAAACUCAAGUCGAGGCAGCUCCGGGGGCAGAACUUACCGAAUGUAGGGAAGCAUCGCAUGGACAACACCUUAGGAAGAGAGAAGGGAGUGGCCUUACCUGGUACCCCUGUGGAAUGGUUCACUGUAUAACAUAACAAAACGAAGCUAAAAACGGCCUAAAAGCUUUCAAACAGUAGAAAAGUUGAGUUAAAAGGUUGGAUGAGGGUACUUGUGAUCAUCUUAAACACUGCACCAUUCCAUAUCGGGAGGAAAUCUUUGUUAACUCAAUCUAACAGACUAGUUUAGCUGCUAAGACACAAUAAGAGCUUGCUAUACCUCCAUGUUUAAACGGCAACCUUCCUUGGCUCCAGAGCAGGUGGGAACGUCACCCAAACAGGAAUAGUUGGUCACAUCCGUUUCACUCUUCUGAUUACUUCUUUGUCACAGCCACAUAUAGCAGUUUCUAUCCCUGCUCAAAUUCAAUUUUAUCUUUAGCGUUUGUUUUUAUGCACUAUGCAUUACUGUGGAUAUGUUGUUUAUCUGAAAGACCAACACCAUGUUGUUUAUUGUCGGACUUUUAAACGUUGCUGUUGUUAAUUUCCUUUCCAAACCCCACUUAAACCAAAAUUUGUAGGUUUUAGUUGUUGUUUUUUUUUAAUUAGCUCUUCAAUUAACCCAAGAUUUCUGACUUCUCAGCUUGUCGUGGUUGUUUAAUAAACAGAAAUGGGUCAGUCAGUGGAUUCAAAGUUCAGCUGGCAUAAAUGAGAGCGCUAAUCAAAUAGUGACAAUCAGCCAUUAUGUUUGUUUUCUGUUAGCUUUUCACAGGUCACCAGUUUUUCCAGAUAUGAUUGCGAAAACUCCAGCUAUCUGAAAACAAACAUUUCGUACAAAUCAUGAAUGAGCAGUUUUUUGAAAGUAACUUCUUAGGCUAAGGCAAAUAAAAUUGAGCCAAGACCAAAGAUUUAAGAAAAAAACUAAAAUAUUUGAACUAUAUUGGAAAAUUAACCGCACUGCUGUUUUCAAAAAUAAUCAGUUUUAUUGGGUUUUAUAUUAUAAAACACCACAAAGUUGUGAAAUGGGAGAAUCCUGCAGGUCUGUCUGGAUAUGUCCCCUCCUGCUUUGCACGUCUUCAGACUGACAGUUACAUCAAUUUUAAAAUUUUCCCAUUUUUAUGUUUUUUUUUUUUUUUUGAACUUUGACUAGACCAUUCCAAUACCGGAAUACACCAUUCCAAAGUAGCUCCUCCUCUACUAGUUUAAACUAGUAAAUAGGCCUGUCACAAUAACAAAUUUAUCUGGUCUAUAAAUUGCCAACAAAAGUUAUUGGGAUAAUUGAUAAUAUUUUUGUUUUGAGACUGUUUUCAACUAAUAUUAGAACUCAUUUUCAAAAAUCAAUAAAGAAAAAAACUGAAAUAACAAAUAAAAUGAAUAAUAAAGUCCCUAUUAGCAAAACUGUCCUUCUAAAGAGACCAAAGUAAAGACUUGCGUCAUCCAGUUUUUGAAAAACUAUAAAUAAUCCUGGAAAUGAUUAUUUCCAUUUCCCAUUUGUUUAAAUUUAUCAUGCGAAUAAUUGAUUUAUUGCUUACUGCGACAGGCCUAGCUGCACUAAUCUUCCCUUUGACACUGAUUGGUUCCCUGGUCCUGCAAAAUAAAAGCAUGUACACAAGACAAAGAACAAAAAUCCCAAAUUUCGUCUCAUCGGACUUACUCACUUUCUUCUACAUGUUUGCUUCAUUCCUUGUGUGGCUUUUGCCAAAUUUAAACAGGACUUCUUUCAGAAAUCUCAGUUUCUCUGUGCAACUUUUCCACAAAACAAAUGUUUGUAUAGAGCAUGACUAACAGUGACCCUAUCAACAUAUUCUCUGCAGCUCCUCCAGAGGCAUUUCAAAAACUGAAUGCAUGUGCACACCACAACUUUCACAUUUUUGUUUGGAAACAUUUAGGGAAAACAAAAUUUUUCCCAUUUCUCAAUUCUAUUAGUUAAAAUCCCAGUAAAGUGAGAUUUAGUAAAGUUAAUUAUCACUCUCUGAUCUCUUGUUUAAUAGAGGACAAAAAAAUUCCCAAUACUAGUUUUGGCUUGGAUUGCAUAAUUUGAUGCAAUGACAACCAAACAGCACAGCAUCCGUUUCAAAGUCCACUGGGAAGUCAUGCAAAAUAAACUGGUAAACAUUACCAACCAACCAACGUCUGACAGGGGAGAUGCAGAAUUGCAACAGUACACAAUUACACUUAUAAAUAAUCCAAAUAUGACUAAGGGUCAAGAUCACCUUCACAAAUCUCACAAACAAGCCAGUUCUGAGAAGUCACCGCAUGAUAAUUGACAGAAAACAGGGUUUUUUUUGGUUUGCUUUUUUUUUUUUUUUUUUUUUUUUUUUUUUUUUUGUCUGAGCCUCCCUGAAAACGCCCCAAAUAUGGCUCAUAUCUGGCUCUGUCUCCUCUCUCUGUGUAUAAUCAAACUGUACUCCCAUUAUGUUAACCUAUGUAUUACUAUCACUCAUUGUACAUGAUGGUUUCAUAUAGAAAAACUGUAUUAAAAAUCCUAUCCACUGUAUAAUGGUGCUAUUUUAUAGUUUGGUACUUGCAAAGAGAUGGCUAAGACAGACGAAUGGCAGGGCUUACAUUGGAGGUCUUCCCUUUUGCACAGCCUUGUGGCCACCAUGUUAAUAGUGAUUUUAUUUGUAAGCAGUUUCAAUAGUGGAAGCAAGUAAAUGUAUCUGUGUGAUCUCUGUGAAUGCAUGGAGAGUAAAAUGAGAAAAAAGAAAAACAGAAAAAAAAUAGGAAAAUGAGUAUACAAUGUUGUGGCCCCAAGAAGGCAAAAUGCUAUUUUUUCUACUAUUCUUAAAUUAUUUUCUCAACAUAAAUCCCUUUUGCCAAUGUCUUGAGAAAAAUACUGUGAUUCUUCCAGUUGUGUUUAAGCUUGUUAAAGGUCACGGUGUGCUUUUGUCUGUCCAGUGUGUGCGUGUGUGCAUAUGCCUCCCUGGAAGCCAAAGUAUCUAAUAUUAUGGGAACUUAAAGUGGGAUUUUGCAACUUUUGCUUGACAUCCUCUAUUGUUGGAUGUCAAGCAACAAUAGAGGAUGUUGCUUGACAUCCUCUGCUGCAAUUACUACAGCAGAAAGUAAUUGCAUUUUGCUCAUUAUUAUAAUUUUGCUUGUGAUAUUUUACAUUUUUUUAUAGUUUGCAUGAUCAUAUUUAAGUAAUUUAGGUAAACUUCUUAAAAAUAAUUUUUCUUACUAAAUUUACUUCAACUUAACAUGAUUUUGCUGUCCUGAAAAUCAAUCUUUAUAAGGAAGUUAUACAUUUUAUUUUGUAUUAAAAGCCAGAACUUGUACCUGUGAAUAGAUUGGCACUUAAACAUGCUCUGAUCGCAAGAAAACCUGGAACUGGUUGCUCAGCAACAAAGAUAACUAAUAUUAGUUUUUUUUUUUUUAAAAAAAAGAAAAAUAUGUUAACUUAGGCUACCUUCACACUGCAGCCGAAAGUGAACCAAUUCCGAAAUUUUUUUUUUUUUUCGUCAAAUCGUAUUUUUUCGGCGUAGUUGUUCACUCUUCCAGAUACACGCGACUUGUGUGUUCCCUAGCGUGAACUGUAAACUAACUGAAAGUGCCCCGCAUGCGCAGUAGGAAGGGCGCAAUAACGUCACAAAUGGAGAGCGUGCUCAGUGUUCUGCCAACCGCCAUAAAGAAGAAAUCCUCAGCGUUUGCGGAAGUAAACAUGGAUGCUAACGGUGGAGCUUAGCUUCCAAUUUUUUAAAAUUAUCUGACUGGAGCCAACACAUUAACAACUUAAUCCUCAUUAUGGGUUACACGUAUCAGGACCCAGAAUAGUGACGUUUGUCGAGUAUCAAUUACGUUCAGGUAGGCUGUUAAGAUUCUGAUCACAUUUGAAAAGAUUGGAUGUAUAUCGGAUAUCCAAGUGGCUCAUGAAACGAUCAGAUACAGAUAGCAUUAAGGCAAAAAAAAAAAAUCGGAUUUGUGUCACUACUUGCGGCAGUGUUAACCUAGUCUUAAAUGACUUUUAUUAGUGGCAGCCAUAUCAGAUAGAUUGACGUUGGAGAUGUAACCUCUAACUUUCACAGUUAGAUUUUAGAGAGCGUAUAUAUAUAAUUGUUGUUUGUCUCUUUAUUAUCUUGCAUGAUAACAAGGCUAGUCAAGAGUUGCGAUAAAAUUCCACCGAACCACUUAAUUAAAUAAUUUAGCAGUGCUUAUGAGGUUAGGCAAAAAGUUGAGAAAUACAUUUGUUUUAGGGGUUUUUCUUCCGCUAAACAUAACACGUGAUCAGUCAAAGAUUUAUAUUUCAGCUAUUAGCUCAUGUUGGCCUUAAACAUAUUGAGAAAAUGGCUAGCAUAAUGUCGUUUGCCCAAAGCAGACCCCACAUUUUUAGAAAAUCAAUCAUCAAUUCUUAUGGACAUUGAUCUAAAGGGAACUGAAACUGUUGGGAACAUUUGUUUAGUUAUAUUUUUUUGUCAACUCUAGAACCAAUACACUUCCAUAUCUGUCAGUAUUAGCUAAAUUUAGCCAAAAGCAUGCUAGAAAGUCUCAGUGUAGUGUAGUUUUGUUUGUUAUAAGAACCCUCAAAGAUCCUACGUUAAUAAAAAAACUGCAAACAUUCUAAAUAACUUGAUGAACCUAACAUCUUCAUGAUAUUUUGUUAACCAAACAGCUAUUUCCUUCUUUGACGUCUAUGCUAACAGAGCUAAGCUACGCAAGCUAGCCAGCCACUGCGACUUCUUCUUUAAGCAGUCAAGCACAUUCAUGAACCUAUUUUAGACUUAUUGUUUACUUUAACAUUUAUUUUGCAAAAUAAAACAUAAAAAUUUCACAUUUAUUAGUAGAUACAUGCUUAAUUAACGUUAUUUUGCAUAAAUUGUAACCACUGUAUGUACACAUGAAGGGGUUAAAUUGCUAAAAUAGCAGAACAGUGGUCCAUGGUACUAUCAAAUGGCACAGAUAAUUUAGACAUUUCCACAGAAAGAUUUGUCUUUGAAUACUGAACCGUAUAAUUGGUACUAUAAUUUAGAGAAUUAGGCUGCUUGUAUAAUUUUGGUAAAACAUGAUUCCCUCUAUUUCCCUCUAUUCCCUCUAAAAUGUAAAAGAAUUGUAUUUUAACACCAUGUCGAAAGCUAGUUGAGAUCUUUAUGCAUGCAUAAAUCAACAUUUGCAUUUUUAUUACCAUUUAACAAAAGUUGCAUGGUCCCACUUUCAAAGUCAGGUAAGGUUUCAAAUAAUUUAUUGCGGAAAAAUUUGACUUAAUUUUAGAGGUUCAGGAGCAGGAUCACACUUCAAACACCAAAUUACUGAGAAUCUAAAUCAAAAAAUUGCUUGCAUCCCAUUGACUGGCAUCGUUGUUGCUCUUGAGCUUCAAAAAAUACCAUUAAAGUGUGUGAAUCUUUUGCAACGGUUUUUAAUAUUCUUUUUAAAAUAGAAAUUUUUGCCCAGGUGAGUAGGGUGAGGUAAAAGCUAGAUGGAGAAAAUAUGUUCUUCCUUUAGAUAUACAGUACAUACCAAAGACUUUUUAAAUAAAUUAUAACUCAUGAAAAUAUAACUAUAGCAUGAUUAAAUUGUUGUCUCGACUUCACUGCAGUUUAAUGCGUAAGUAUCUGAAAUAUGGCUAGUGUUGUAAAAAGUGGAAGUGCGAAUGAACCAGACAGAAAUCCCUUUGUGUAUAUUGCAUAUUUUAAGGCUCAAACCACAGAAACGACUUCAAAUCAUCUGCUUAUGAAUCACUCAAACAUUUCAAUCUGUCAAUUGUGUGAAAUAAUCAAAAAAGACUUAAGCCUGGGAGGACGUGUGUGAGUCAUUCAUGACUCCCUGAAGUGUUUAAUGAGUAAAUGUAUUUUCCUGAAGCUCACUGUCCAAGAAACUGUUUAAUUACAGCCCUGUUAUUUAUGGUGCUUGAUUGCCUUCUGUAGGAAAAAAAAUACUGACAAACUGUUCACCAUUCCUGCUGAAUAAACCACUUGUCAACAUCA
Messenger RNA from Gambusia affinis (western mosquitofish), 7093 nucleotides. RefSeq names its product insulin-like growth factor 1 (gene igf1). NCBI's taxonomy places the organism in Eukaryota, Metazoa, Chordata, Actinopteri, Cyprinodontiformes, Poeciliidae. The transcript has 5 exons. The record is from RefSeq and is a predicted model, not a curated record. Gene Ontology annotation, molecular function: growth factor activity; hormone activity. Gene Ontology annotation, cellular component: extracellular region. The coding region runs from base 632 to 1192 and encodes 186 amino acids.